AUGCCUCAACAACCAAUGUCAGACGAUGGCGUCCCAGGAGAUUUCGAACACCCCAAUCAGGAUCUCCGCCGGUCCGUCAUUAUCACGCUUUACUUUGCCUUUAUCCUGUCCACAACUGCUGUCGCUCUCCGGCUUCUAGCGAGGAAGUUAAAUGGCACCCGCCUCUACUUGGAUGAUUAUCUGAUUAUAAUCGCUCUUGUGGCCUUGAUGCCGUCCUUUCAUCCCCAUGCACGAGUUCAGGUAGCUAAUCUGAUGCCAGUGCUUUUCAACGGGCUGGGCUCCCACAUCACGAUGAUUCCCGAGAAGAAUCUCACAAUCUAUCUGAAGAUUGGAUGGUCCAAUUCCUUGGUGUAUUCCAGCUGCAUUGCCUUUGUUAAAUUCUCUGUCCUCGCCCUUUAUAAGCGCUUAUUCUCCACUCCGCGGAUGAUUUUCGCCGCCAAUAUCGUCGCCGGAUUUGUCAUCCUGUGGUGGCUGAGCGUUUGUGUGGUGGGGAUCUUGCUCUGCCUUCCAGUCAACAAGUUUUGGGAUCCAACGGUGCCCGGAUCCUGCCUCGACUCCGCCCAAUAUUACUAUGGCCAGCAAAUUCCCAACAUCUUGACCGAUGCGGUUCUUCUCGUCAUGCCGUUGAAAUUCGUCUGGGCACUGCCGAUCUCCAAAACCCAGAGACUGCUGCUCUCCGGGGUGUUUGUUACUGGCGGCUUAACCCUGAUAUUCGACAUCGUCCGGCUCGUAGCAAUGAUAAACCUCACACGUUCUGGGCCUGACGUUACCUAUAACCAAACCCCCGUCGUGGUAUAUACAUGCGUCGAAGCCACAGUUGGAAUUAUCGCCGCCUGCCUCCCGAACCUACGACCCCUCCUGAAACUCAGUCGGGGUAGCUUCUGGUCUCAGAUACGAUCUGGAACGGGACAGUCCAAGCAACCUCUCAACCCGGCGCAGGACCUGUCUAUGGAAGAGAGCAAUUAUGACCCUUACUUUACCCAGACGAACAUCUAUGCGAGACAUAGUGUUUCCAUUCAGUAUAGCAAGCCCUGA
Molecule: messenger RNA, 1035 nt
Organism: Aspergillus oryzae RIB40
Lineage: Eukaryota; Fungi; Ascomycota; Eurotiomycetes; Eurotiales; Aspergillaceae
Product: putative integral membrane protein Pth11-like
Exons: 5
Coding region: 1-1035 (344 amino acids)
Source: RefSeq, a predicted model, not a curated record